AUGGUAAUGGUAACCACUUAUGUUACUGACAAUAAUUAUGCUGUCAGGUAUAAAAUCUUUAUCACGUUUGUGGUCUCUACGAUAGACUGUGUUGUUGGUAUUGUUGGCAAUGGUUUCAUCACAGUCCUCUACGGGACUGAGUGGAUCAGGAGCAAAAGAUUCCCCACUGGGGACCAACUUAUGCUGAUGCUGAGUUUCUCCAGGCUUUUGCUGCUGAUCUGGAUAAUGGUAGAGAUUACUUGUAGUCUGUUCUUCAGGUUCAUUUAUAGCCAAAAUGGCAUGUAUAAACUCUUCAAAGCUGUCACCGUGUUUCUGAGCUACUGUAACCUCUGGUUUGCUGCCUGGCUCAACGUCUUCUACUGUCUGAAAAUCGCAAACUUCACUAACCCUCUGUUCCUCAUGAUGAAGAGGAAAAUCACAGCACUGAUGCCUCAGCUCAUGAGUCUCUCGGUGUUGGUUUCCAUCAGCCUGAGCUCUUUCUUCUCAAAAGACAUCUUCAAUGUGUACGUGAACAAUUCUGUCCCCAUUCCUUCCUGCAACUCCACGAGGAGGAAGUACUUCUCUGAGACCAAUGUGCUCAGCCUGGCUUUUUUAUAUUAUAUGGGGAUCUUCCUCCCUUUGAUCAUGUUCAUCAUGGCAGCCACUCUGCUGAUUGCCUCACUCAAGAGGCACACCCUGCACAUGGAAAACAGCACCGCAGGCUCCAGGGACUCCAGCAUGGAGGCUCACUUGGGUGCCAUCAAGUGGACCAGCUACUCUCUCAUUCUCUACAUUAUCAAUGCACUGGCUCUAUUUGUUUCCAUGUCAAACCUCUUUGAUACCUACAGUUUCUGGAAUAGUCUGUGCAACUUUAUCAUGACCGCCUACCCAGCUGGCCAGGCAGUGCAUCUAAUCUUGAGAAACCCUGGGCUAAGAAGAGCCUGGAGGCGGUUUCAGCACCAUGUCCACCUCUACUUUAAAAGGUAG
Messenger RNA from Cricetulus griseus (Chinese hamster), 966 nucleotides. Lineage: Eukaryota; Metazoa; Chordata; Mammalia; Rodentia; Cricetidae. The record is from RefSeq and is a predicted model, not a curated record.